AUGACCAAACUGCAGCUGUUGAAUGCUUACCUGACAGAACGUUUAACGGUAGUGGUGCGGGAGAUUCUGGACGUGGUCGGGGACACAGUGGCGGAGUACCGAGAAGAGACGGAUAGGACGAAGAGAGAGAAUGAAAGCGCGAAGAGAGAAAAUGAAAGCCUGCGGCGACAGCUCCGGGACAUCCUACUCUUGGCGGAGACAGACUGGCGUAAGAACAUUUUGUUGGAUUAUACUCAUUUAAUGAUCAUGCAGAAAUUAGUUGGAAACCUGUCAACUAGCUAGCUACUUUGGGUGACGUCUUUCUGUUUGUCUGACGACGAUUUACAGUAACUUUACGUUGGCUCGUGAGAAGUGCCCGAAUACCAAACAUGAACAAAUAUUAUGAUUAAUUACGAUGUCAUACAUAUUUACUAAAUUUCUGAAUUAUUUAGUGACAGCACUUUGUUUUUGCACCCUCUUUCUAUGCAGGAUCCACCACCCUUUCUCUCUCUGGACAGCAGCAACUCUGUGAACAAGAGUGGAGCUCCAGUCAGGAACAGGACCCAGAGCCCCUGCAGCAGAGCCAGGUCAACAGACACGGGCUACAGGCACAGACCCAGGUAGCGUUGGGUCAGGAUGGGGGUCUCACAGGACCAAACCAUGGACACACUGAAGCGGUCAGAGUAGAAGAGAAGCCCAGUCCAGGGGAGGCAAUCCCAAAGUCUGAGCUCAACUCAGACUCAGAACCCAAGGGUUUUGGAAACAACUCAUCCUUGGCCCCGUCUCCAUUCUCCUCCAAUGCCCACUGUGCCACAACAACGGGAGCAGCCAACGCUGAAGUGCCAGUCCUUAGGACAGAGAGAAAGAGGUCCUCUCCCAUCGACCCAAUCCAGGGACGGAUCAAAAUGGAACCCAAGGAAUGCGAUGUCACAGUGAACCUCACCAACCAUAAACCUAAAUCCAGUUCAGGCUACACAGGUCAUCCUAUAAUACUACUACCCCACAACCAUGAACUCUCAGGCGACGCUGGCUUCAAAGACCUUCCAGAUAUGGACAUCUCUGAGCGCCAUAACACACCCGUACAUGACCAGCAAACACAUGAAACAGAGCCUGGGCCCAAGGACGGGGCGUUGCCAUACAACGAGAGUAACAACUUCACCCCCACCGACCACCAGGAGGGGCACCCACACCGCUGCACCCGCUGUGGGGAGAGUUUCAGCCAGGCGGCCAGCCUCCACCUCCACCUCCAGUACAAGAAGCCCUACGCCUGUGACUGGUGCUGUAAGUCCUUCGCCCAGUCGGCUGACCUGCGGCGCCACCACCGCAUCCACACGGGGGAGAGGCCCCACCGCUGCUCCUGGUGCUCCAAAAGCUUUACCCAGAGAGGCAACCUGAGACGACACCUGAGGUUGGCAUACAUUAUUAUGUUGUAUUAUUAUACAGUGAGCUCCAAAAGUAUUGGGACAGUGACACAUAUUGUUGUUUUGGCUCUGUACUCCAGCACUUUGGAUUUGAAGUAAUACAAUGACUAUAAGUUACACUGCAGACUGUCAGCUUUAAUUUAAGGGUAUAUUCAUCCAUAUUGGGUGAACCAUUUAGAAAUUACAGCACUUUCUGUACAUAUUCCCCAUUUUAGGGGACCAAAAGUAUUGGGACAAAUUCACUUAUGUGUAUUAGAGUAGUCAAAAGUUUAGUAUUUGGUCCCAUAUUCCUAGCACGCAAUGAUUACAUCAAGCUUGUGACUCUACAAACUUGUUGGAUGCAUUUUCUGUUUGUUUUUUCAUUUUUGUUUCAGAUUAUUUUGUGGCCAAUAGAAAUGAAUGGUAAAUAAUGUAUUGUGUCAUUUUGGAGUCAAUAUACACUAUCGUUCAAAAGUUUGGGGUCACUUAGAAAUGUCCUUGUUUUCGAAAGAAAAUCAAUUUUUUUGUCCAUUAAAAUAACAUCAAAUUGAUCAGAAAUAGUGUAGACAUUGUUAAUGUUGUAAAUGGCUAUUGUAGCUGGAAACAGCUGAUUGUUAAUGGAAUAUCUACAUAGGUGUACAGAGGCCCAUUAUCAGCAACCAUCAGUCCUGUGUUCCAAUGGCACGUUGUGUUUGCUAAUCCAAGUUUAUCAUUUUAAAAGGCUAAUUGAUCAUUAGAAAACCAUUUUGCAAUUAUGUUAGCACAGCUGAAAACUGUUAUGCUGAUUAAAGAAGCAAUAAAAUACAACGCUGUGUACUACUCCCUUCACAGAACAGCGCAAACUUGCUCUAACCAGAAUAGAAAGAGGAGUGGGAGGCCCCGGUGCACAACUGAGCAAGAGCACAAAUGAGCAAGAGCACAAAUACAUUAGAUUGUCUAGUUUGAGAAACAGAUGCCUCACAGGUCCUCAACUGGCAGCUUCAUUAAAUAGUACCCGCAAAAAACACCAGUCUCAACGUCAACAGUGAAGAGGCGACUCCGGGAUGCUGACCUAGGCAGAGGUGCCAUUGGAACACAGGACUGAUGGUUGCUGAUAAUGGGCCUCUGUACGCCUAUGUAGAUAUUCCAUAAAAAAUCAGCUGUUUCCAGUUACAAUAGCCAUUUACAACAUUAACAAUGUCUACACCGUAUUUCUGAUCAAUUUGAUGCAAUUUUUUUGUCCAUUAAAAUAACUUUUCUUUCGAAAACAAGGAGAUUUCUAAGUGACCGCAAACUUUUGAACGGUAGUGUAUUUAUUGGUCAAUAAGAAUAUAAUAUGUUUCUAAACAGCUGUCUAUCUUUACAUAAAAGCUAAGUACUGACUCUGUGGCUGGGUCAUGGGUCAUGGGCCUGGGCAUUGGGCAGGUAUGGCAAUAUGGGCUACAGUGGGGAGAAGAAGUAUUUGAUACGCUGCCGAUUUUGCAGGUUUUCCUACUUACAAAGCAUGUAUAGGUCUGUAAUUUUUAUCAUAGGUACACUUCAACUGUGAGAGACGGAAUCUAAAACAAAAAUCCAGAAAAUCACAUUGUAUGAUUUUUAAGUAAUUAAUUAGCAUUUUAUUGCAUGACAUAAGUAUUUGAUCACCUACCAACCAGUAAGAAUUCCGGCUCUCACAGACCUGUUAGUUUUUCUUUAAGAAGCCCUCCUGUUCUCCACUCAUUACCUGUAUUAACUGCACCUGUUUGAACUUGUUACCUGUAUAAAAGGCACCUGUCCACACACUCAAUCAAACAGACUCCUACCUCUCCACAAUGGCCAAGACCAGAGAGCUGUGUAAGGACAUCAGGGAUAAAAUUGUAGACCUGCACAAGGCUGGGAUGGGCUACAGGACAAUAGGCAAGCAGCUUGGUGAGAAGGCAACAACUGUUGGCGCAAUUAUUAGAAAAUGGAAGAAGUUCAAGAUUACGGUCAAUCACCCUCGGUCUGGGGCUCCAUGCAAGAUCUCACCUCGUGGGGCAUGAAUGAUCAUGAGGAAGGUGAGGGAUCAGCCCAGAACUACACGGCAGGACCUGGUCAAUGCCCUGAAGAGAGCUGGGACCACAGUCUCAAAGAAAACCAUUAGUAACACACUACGCCGUCAUGGAUUAAAAUCCUGCAGCACACGCAAGGUCCCCCUGCUCAAGCCAGCGCAUGUCCAGGCCCGUCUGAAGUUUGCCAAUGACCAUCUGGAUGAUCCAGAGGAGGAAUGGGAGAAGGUCAUGUGGUCUGAUGAGACAAAAAUAGAGCUUUUUGGUCUAAACUCCACUCGCCAUAUUUGGAGGAAGAAGAAGGAUGAGUACAACCCCAAGAACACCAUCCCAACCGUGAAGCAUGGAGGUGGAAACAUCAUUCUUUGGGGAUGCUUUUCUGCAAAGGGGACAGGACGACUGCACCGUAUUGUGGGGAGGAUGGAUUGGGUCAUGUAUUGCGAGAUCUUGGCCAACAACCUCCUUCCCUCAGUAAGAGCAUUGAAGAUGGGUCAUGGCUGGGUCUUCCAGCAUGACAACGACCCGAAACACACAGCCAGGGCAACUAAGGAGUGGCUCCGUAAGAAGCAUCUCAAGGUCCUGGAGUGGCGUAGCCAGUCUCCAGACCUGAACCCAAUAGAAAAUCUUUGGAGGGAGCUAAAAGUCUGUAUUGUCCAGCGACAGCCCCGAAACCUGAAGGAUCUGGAGAAGGUCUGUAUGGAGUGGGCCAGUGUGUGCAAACCUGGUCAAGACCUACAGGAAACAUAUGAUCUCUGUAAUUGCAAACAAAGGUUUCUGUACAAAAUAUUAAGUUCUGCUUUUCUGAUGUAUCAAAUACUUUUGUCAUGCAAUAAAAUGCAAAUUAAUUACUUAAAAAUCAUACAAUGUGAUUUUCUGCAUUUUUGUUUUAGAUUCCGUCUCUCACAGUUGAAGUGUACCUAUGAUAAAAAUUACAGACCUCUACAUGCUUUGUAAGUAGGAAAACCUGCAAAAUCGGCAGUGUAUCAAAUACUUGUUCUCCCCACUGUAUAUAGGUUUUAGGCCUAUGACAACUUGUCCUCCAUUGAAUGUUGAUUACCUGGUUCAUCCCUAUCACCAGGGCCGGCUCCAGGCAUAAGCAACAAAAGCACCGCAGUUGGGGUCUCAACUUACUAUUGAGAGUUAGAAUAGUAGAAUCUCUGUAGCUCAAUUGGUAGAGCAUGGCGCUUGUAACGCCAGGGUAGUGGGUUCAAUCCCCGGGACCACCCAUACAUAACAAUGUAUGCACACAUGACUGUAAGUCACUUUGGAUAAAAGCGUCUGCUAAAUGGCAUAUUAUUAUUAUUAUUAUUAUUAUAGAAUACAUAAGGUGCAAGUUAGAAAUUUGGUUGUGCAUCAGCAAUUUGUCUCUUGUUAUGUCAUCACUGACAGUCACUCAAUUAGCCAUGUCAGCUAACAAUUUUUAGAUUGGUAAAUUAGUCUACCAAGCUAUCUAAACUUGUAGUAAUCAUGGCCAACUACCGACCAGCCACGCAGGGCACGUGCCCAGGGGCUCUGACCUCCAGGUGGCCCCCAUUGAUUUUGUUAGUCACUCUCACUCAGAUAUCAUUAACAUUGCAUAAGUCAUGGCAAAAAGUGUAGAAUUGCAGGAAAUGUACUUUAAAACUGAAAACAAUUAUGGCAAAAGUGGUAGAAUUCAAGCAAAUUUGCUGUAAAACUGGAAACAUUUUUCUCUUUGCCCCAUGGCAAAAGGAGUAGAAUUAAUGUGGAUGCUUACUAUCCGUAAUCAUGGUAGCAUGUGUUUAGAAACAUAUUCUAUUCUUAUUUACAAUAAAAGUGACUCCAAAACAACACAAUACAUUACCAUUCAUUUCUAUUGGCCACAAAAUAAUCUGACACACAACCAAAACAAACAGCAAAUGCAUCCAACAAGUUUGUAGAGUCAUAAGCUUGCUGUAAUCAUUGCGUGCUAGGAAUAUGGGACCAAAUACUACACUUUUGACUACUUUAAUACACAUAAGUGAAUUUGUCCCAAUACUUUUGGUCCCCUAAAAUGGGGGGGGACUAUGUACAGAAAGUGCUGUAAUUUCUAAACGGUUCACCCGAUAUGGAUGAAAAUACCAUCUAAUUAAAAGCUGACAGUCGACACUUUAACCUCAGUCAUUGUAUCAUUUCAAAUCCCAAGUGCUGGAGUACAGAGCCAAAACAACAAAAAAUGUGUCACUGUCCCAAUAGUUUUGUAGCUCACUGUAUAUUGUAGUGAAUUUAGGCGGUAGCCCUGACCAGCGACUGUCAAUCCAACACCUUAGCCGUUACGCCAAAAAAACCAAACCUCUUAACGAGGUUUCUAGGUGUUGGGUUAUAGUCUCUUCACUCCAUUUAUAUAUAUAUAUAUAUUUUUUUUUAAAAAUACUUAUUAUAUAUUAUAGGAUCCACACCGGUGAGAGACCCUACAGCUGCCCCUACUGCCACAGGACCUUCAGCGACGGAGACACCAUGAAGAAGCACAAACGGACUCACUCUGGGGAGAAACCCUAUCGCUGUGUCCAGUGUCCCAAGAGCUUCACCGUGGCCAGCGGCCUGCGGGUACACCUGAACACACACCUGACAGAUGCAGGGCAGCUCAUCACAUGAGGAGGACAAUGCGCUAACUAAUCAGCUGCUACUGAAUCAGCUACACCUUUUCAAACAUAGGAGGACAUGAAGGGAUUGUGAAACGUUGAAGUGUUUUAGCCAUAGGAAUAUUUCCUAAAUGUAUUUAUUGGGAUAAAUAAAAACAGUGCAGUAGAAAACUAAUGGAUAAUGUCAUCUUGGCUGAUGUUUCCAGCUUGAUUGAAGAGUGUGUGUCUGUGAAAAUGAAUUAAAUCAGUCCAUCAUUGAAUUAUUAAAAUCACAUGUCUGAUUCUGUAUUUCUUUUGUGUUAAAGUUGAACCAUCUUUCAGGUAGUUUUUUUUCCAAAAGGAAGAUGCCAGAUGCUUUACUCACAUCACCUUCACUCAAGAUAUGUAUUAAUAUACUCAUUAAUAAGGGUGCAAAACUAACAGUAGAUCUUAAGUAGAAAACCCCUUUAAUAAAACUCUUGCCUCCCCUUUUUCAUGAAUUACGGUACCGUUUUUAUCACAUGACCAAGGAGCGUUAAAGAACCAGGAAGUGAAUGCUUUCGCGGAGAUGUUUACAAAACAGUCUAGCUCGGGUCGUUAUUAGGCAGCUUUCAGUGGAUUUUAACAAAUAUUUGGGGCAGGCUAAUUUCUGGAAAAUGGCUAAACUACAGCUUUUGAAUGCUUACCUCACUCAGCGGUUAAUGGUGGCUGUAGAUGAGAUACUGGAGGUGGUCGGGGGGACAGUGUCAGAAUUCGAGGAGGAGACUGCCCGGACGAAGAGAGAGAAUGAACUCUUAAAACGAAGGCUACGAGAAGUUGGACUCGACACGGACACGGAGUGUUCAGCAGGUGAUGAUGCUAAUGGCUCUUUGUUUAUUGUCUGAAAAAUGUAACCUCUCCUCAUCUCUCCUUUAUUUGCACUCAUCUGAGAAAAAAAAUACAAGUGAGAGCCAGAUGAUCUCUGUUUUCACCUGUCAAGUCUUUCACUCAGUGUAGAUAAAGGGGAGGACACGCAGGUUUUCUAGAAGAUUAUGAUAUGGGGCAUUUGGACAGUCUCAAGCCCAGUAGAUAACCACAUUACCCAAACAAGCUCAUUCUACAGAAUGCUUGAAAACUCAAGUCUGGGUCAUUGCUUGUGUAGUUGUUUGAACGUAAUCAAGCUGAUUUUUCUUUAUUUUCCGUCUGUCCAUCCAGUCUCGACCAGGCCUGUUUCUCUCUCUGUGUCUGGGCAGCACCAGUGGAGCUCUGACCAGAGUCCAGACCCUGAAUCUACACAGACCCAGAACCACAUGGUAAUGAGGCAGGAUGAGAUGCCUGCCACACAUAGCCAGCUACCCACAGACUGCACCGAGUGGAAGAAUCUGUGUAGCUCUCCACGUACCCUGUCCUCGCAACAGACCGAUACAUCAGCUACCACCCCAGUAGUAGCUCCAUUGACUUCAGCGUCUGUGAAAAGGGACUUGGACGAAGAAGACGACCAGCAUCUCCUUCCCUCUGCAAAUCCCUUCAGCAGCACAUCAUGCCCCGUGGACAGAGUGGUUUUACACUAUAACUCUGAGGGCAUCAAAACAGAGCCUAGUGAUACUAGCCCUACUGACUUGGGGUCAGUAUCUGCUCAGAUGGGGUAUGGUGAACUAAACCCCAGUUCGGACCCUGGACCAGCCACUGUUGAAACCAGAUACACUGUCUCAGACCUGAGUGCUGACCUGGAGUCAGUGGUUGCAGAGAGCAGACGAUAUGGUGCCUCCACUGCCUCGGGCAUCCCCACUGACCUGGUAUCAGCUAGUGCUGCCAUGAUCCCAGACGGCUUUUUCCGUCAGAUUGGCAGCGAUGGUUGUGUAACAACAGGGCCAGAACUAGACUUCGGGGACGCCACCACCACAGGUACCGUAGGUCCCUUGACAUCCUUGUUAUACCCGGGUCAAACCAGACGUCAACAACAAACAAAUAGAUCAACAAAUAGGGGUCAUCAACAAAUAAACAGGUCCACAAACAACAGGGAUCAACAACAAACAAACAACAGGGGGGAUCAGAGGUCCCACCCGUGCCCUCAGUGUGGUAAGAGAUUCAGUCACGUCUCACGUCUCAAGAUCCACCUCCGCAUUCACACAGGGGAGAAGCCGUACGUUUGUGCACUGUGUGGCAAGCGAUUCAACAACGAUGGCACACUGAGGAACCACCGACGCGUUCACACGGAGCUGCGGCUGUAUGACUGCCCUGUCUGCGGCAUGAGCUUCAAGGACGCCUACACGUGUAGGAAGCACCAGCGCGUUCAUAAUGGAAUGCAGCCUGCGAGGCGGGGCCCACUGAGCUUGUGUGCAAGCUUCAGUGAGGCGGUAGCUGGCCAAACACCAGGACCAUGUGUCGAUAUUGGAGAUGGCAGUACACCUACAGGGGAAAAAAGUUUUAGUCACCACAUUGUGCAGUUCUCCCACUUAAAAGAUGAGAGAGGCCUGUAAUUUUCAUCAUAGGUACCGUCAACUAUACAGACAAAUUAGAAAAAAAAUCAGAAAAUCACAUUGUAGGAUUUGUAAUAUUAUUCAAUAUGGUGGAAAAUAAGUAUUUGGUCAUAACAAAAGUUUCUCAAUCUUUGGGGUUUUAUAUUACCGCUUUGUUCCUCCCGAACUUCAAGAUUGGGGGGGUUUUUCCGGGCCCGAUUUCCCCCCCCCAAAGAUUUUCUUGGGGGAUCGGGCGGCUGGCCACCCCGGGGCCUUAACUUUUUUCCCCCGACUUUUUGGCCCGGGGCGGGGUUUUUUAACAGCUUGAAAGACCCCACGCAUCUUCUGCCCGCGUGGGGGUUUUCACAAAACCCGCAUCCCCUUCAUUUUUUUCUUUAAGGGGGUUCUCCUUCUUUUGAAAAAAGCCCCAAAAAUGUUUUCCACCCCCAUGGUCCUUUGGAGGGCGGGUGUUUUCCCUUUUUCCCCCAAAAAGAGUUUUGGUUUUUACCAAAAAGCAUUUUGUUUCAAAAGACCAAUUUAAUUUCCCCUUUUUGGUCAUCCAAUGCAUCUCCCAAAAAUCCGGGUAAUGUCUGGGAAAAAGGGGGGAAAUCUGGCCUGAGAGGGAAACCCCCGGGGGCAAAUUGACUUGGGGCUUUUUUAUUUGGCCCGUCUUGGGCCCUUUUAUAGGUUUCCCCCCCGUUUCUGGGUUUUUUGUUCUUUGGGUCUUUUUACCCAGGGGGGAGACUUGCGUGGGGCCCCAAAACGGGGAAUUACAGUGGUCUUGUUGUCUUCCUUUCCUAAUAAAUUGCUCCCCCGUUUGUUCUUCAAACCAAAGGCCCUUUGUAGCAUGAUAUUCCUAAUGAUUAUUGGAUGAAUAAGAAGAGUGCAGUAGAAAACUAAUGGAUAAUGUCAUCUUGACUGAUGUUUCCAGCUUGAUUGAAGAGUGUGUGUCUGUGAAAAUGAAUUUAAUCAGUCCAUCACCUACCGAGUGGCGCAGUGGUCUAAGGCACUGCAUCGCAGUGCUAGCUGUGCCACUAGAGAUCCUGGUUCGAAUCCAGGCUCUGUCGUAGCCGGCCUCGACCGGGAGACCCAUGGGGCGGCGCACAAUUGGCCCAGCGUCGUCCAGGGUAGGGGAGGGAAUGGCCGGCAGGGAUGUAGCUCAGUUGGUAGAGCAUGGUGUUUGCAACGCCAUGGUUGUGGGUUUGUUUCCACCGGGGGGCCAGUAUGAAAAAUAAAAAAUAAUGUUUGCACUCACUAACUGUAAGUCGCUCUGGAUAAGAGCGUCUGUGGGUUCGUUUCCACCGGGGGGGCAGUAUGAAAAAUAGCUAAAUGACUAAAAUCAAUCAUUGAAUUAUUAAAAUCACAUGUCUGAUUCUGUAUUUAUUUUGUGUUAAAGUUUAACCAUCUUUCAGGUUCUUUAUUUCCAAAAGGAAGAUGCCAGAUGCUUUUCUCACAUCACCUUCACUCAAGAUAUUUAUUAAUAUACUCAUUAAUAAGGGUGCAAAACUAACAGUAGAUCUUAAGUAGAAAACCCCUUUAAUAAAACUCUUGCCUCCCCUUUUUCAUGAAUUACGGUAGCGUUUUUAUCACAUGACCAAGGAGCGUUAAAGAACCAGGAAGUGAAUGCUUUCGCGGAGAUGUUUACAAAACAGUCUAGCUUGGGUCGUUACUAGGCAGAUUUCAUUGGAUUUUAACAAAUAUUUUGGGCAUGCUAAUUUCUGGAAAAUGGCUAAACUACAGCUUUUGAAUGCUUACCUCACCGAGCGGUUAAUGGUGGCUGUAGAUGAGAUACUGGAGGUGGUCGGGGGGACAGUGUCAGAAUUCGAGGAGGAGACUGCCCGGACGAAGAGAGAGAAUGAACUCUUAAAACGAAGGCUACGAGAAGUUGGACUCGACACGGGAACGGAGUGUUCAGCAGGUGAUAAUGCUAAUGGCUCUUUGUCUAUUGUCUGAAAAAUGUAACCUCUCCUCAUCUCUCCUUUAUUUGCACUCAUCUGGGAAAAAAAAAAAAAAGACCAAGUGAAAGCCAGAUGAUCUCUGCUCCCCAUACUGUUUUCACCUGUCAAGUCUUUCACUCAGUGUAGAUAAAGGGGAGGAGACGCAGGUUUUUCUAGAAGAUUAUGAUAUGGGGCAUUUGGACAGGCUCAAGCCCAGUAGAUAACCACAUUACCCAAACAAUCUCAUCCUACAGAAUGCUUGAAAACUAAUGUCUGGGUCGUUGCUUGUGUAGUUGUUUGAACUUAAUCAAGCUGAUUUCUCUCUAUUUUCUGUCUGUUUGACGGUCUGUCUGUCCAUCCAGUCUCGACCAGGCCUGUUUCUCUCUCUGUGUCUGGGCAGCACCAGUGGAGCUCCGACCAGAGUCCAGACCCUGAGUCUACACAGACCCAGAACCACAUGGUAAUGAGCCAAGAUGAGAUGCCUGCCACACAUAGCCAGCUACCCACAGACUGCACCGAGUGGAAGAGUCUGUGUAGCUCUCCACGUACCCUGUCCUUGCAACAGACCGAUACAUCAGCUACCACCCCAGUAGUAGCUCCAUUGACUUCAGCGUCUGUGAAAAGGGACUUGGACGAAGAAGACGACCAGCAUCUCCUUCCCUCUGCAAAUCCCUUGAGCAGCACAUCAUGCCCCGUGGACAGAGUGGUUUUACACUAUAACUCUGAGGGCAUCAAAACAGAGCCUAGUGAAGCUAGCCCUACUGACUUGGGGUCAGUAUCUGCUCAGAUGGGGUAUGGUGAACUAAACCCCAGUUCGGACCCUGGACCAGCCACUGUUGAAACCAGAUACACUGUCUCAGACCUGAGUGCUGACUUGGAGUCAGUGGUUGCAGAGAGCAGACGAUAUGGUGCCUCCACUGCCUCGGGCGUCCCCACUGACCUGGUAUCAGCUAGUGCUGCCAUGAUACCAGACGGCUUUUUCCGUCAGAUUGGCAGCGAUGGUUGUGUAACAACAGGGACAGAACUAGACUUUGGAGACGCCACCACCACCGGUACCGUAGGUCCCUUGAUAUCCCUGUUCUACCCGGGUCAAAUCAGACGUCAACCACAAACAAAUAGAUCAACAAAUAGGGGUCAUCAACAAUUAAACAGGUCCACAAACAACAGGGGUCAACAACAAACAAACAACAGGGGGGAUCAGAGGUCCCACCCGUGCCCUCAGUGUGGUAAGAUAUUCAGUCACGUCUCACGUCUCAAGAUCCACCUCCGCAUUCACACAGGGGAGAAGCCAUACGUUUGUGCACUGUGUGGCAAGCGAUUCAACAACGAUGGCACACUGAGGAACCACCGACGCGUUCACACGGAGCUGCGGCUGUAUGGCUGCCCUGUCUGCGGCAUGAGCUUCAAGGACGCCUACACGUGUAGGAAGCACCAGCGCGUUCAUAAUGGAAUGCAGCCUGCCGGAGGCGGGGCCCACACCUGAAGCUUGUGUGGCAAGGCUUUCAGUGAGGAGGCUAAGCUGGCCAAACACAUCAGGACUCAUGUGUCAGACAUUGGAUGAUGGCUGUACAACCUAUAAAGGCUUUUUAUAGCAUACAUAAAGACUUUAUAAGCACUAUAUAAAUGCUUCACAAAUAAUCUAUAAGCGUAUGUCCUACGCUAUAAAUGGUGUAUAACGGGUGACAUAACAAUUCCCACUGUAGGGUGUAUUGCCAAAUGUAAGUUCAUACACCAUUUAUAGAUUAUGACAUAUGCUUAUGAUUUGUAAAGCGUUUAAGUAGUGCUAUAUAAAGCCUUUAUAAGUUGUACUUUGCAACGGAGCUCCCGAGUGGCGCAUCCUGCUAAGGCACUUCACCCGAAGUGCAGAAGGGCGUCACUACAGCCUGCCGUGAGCAGGAAUUCCAAGGGCGGUGCACAAUUGGCCUAGCACUGUCCGGGUUAGGGGAGGGUAGGGUUGGCAGGGGAUUCCUUGUCUUAACUUGCUGUAGCGUCUUCUUGUGGUGGACUGGGCGCCUGCAAGCUGACUAGGGUCAUCAGUCGAACGGUGUCCCCUCCAACACAUUGGUCCAGCUGACUUCCGGGUGUGUAUGAGAAGCUGCGUGUUUGUCCAAUCCUCACCUCUCCCGAGCCCGUUGGGGAGUUGCCGCAUUGAAACACAAUUGGAAUCCACAAAAAAUGUUUAAUUUCUAAACGGUAAAACAGAUAAGAAUAAAAAUCUCAAAUCCAAAAUGAGUAUAGAGACAUUUUUUAGCUUCACUGUCCAAAUACAUAUGGAGGGGUGUGUAUGACCAUAGCUGCACCGGUUUCAACGGGACAGGCCAAAGUGUGCUCUGUCUGUGGCAGACAGUGUGCAUCCCGGAUCUGAUUAUACAGUCAUCAGUGAACCCACAAGCAGUAGUUGAAGUCAUCAUCAGAUGUGAUGGACUACCUUAAGCAAGCAGCAAAUGUGUGUAGACGUAUUUAUUUUUACUGUGCGUGUGUGUUUUAUUUUACUGUAUGCGUGCAGUGCAUGUAUGUUUGUGCACCAGCCCGUCCAAAGGGCAGCGGGGCCCAGUCUGUUACAGGGAGGUUAUUGACUUUUGCCGUAUUGUAGUAUUGAUCCACUUCCUGCUUGUAACUCAGGGGAUGGAGCCUGCUGACCUUAGAGACUGCAGAGGAUGAACCAUGGGUUGAAGACACUGGUGUCAAACACAAUUCCUUUAGAGCCGCAGUCAGUGUCUGCUUGUUUUCGGUCUUUAAAAAAAAAAGUUUUAAGGAUCUAGACCUGCAAGAAAAAAACGGGGUCGUGUUCACUUGGCAUGAAACUGAAGAAAACGGAAAGGAAGUGAAACUUUUUGAACUUGUCCAUUAAGAAACACUGAUUAAUUAAUUAAAAGGGAGGAAUCAAUACCAACAGACACUGCAGUGCUGAAUCUAAGGACUGGAGUUUUACUCAUGUGGUUUAGGAGUUCAAAAACGCAUUCCUUACCCCAGGAUACUUCAUAAGGUGACUCUCCAGUAAAAUUAAAGGAAAAGGAGAGCCCCGUGUCUGCACUGAUCUGAUCAUUUUAUUUAGGGAGACACAAACCGGCUUAGGAUGCCUUCAUUAGAGUCUCAUCAUGGUCUCUCGUUAUGUCUCCCGAGUGGCGCAGUGGUCUAAGGCACUGCAUUGCAGUGCUAGCUGUGCCACUAGAGAUCCUGGUUAGAAUCCAGGCUCUGUCGUAGCCGGCCGCGACCGGGAGACCCAUAGGGCGGCGCACAAUUGGCUCAGCGUCGUCCAGGGUAGGGGAGGGAAUGACCGGCAGGGAUGUAGCUCAGUUGGUAGAGCAUGGCGUUUGCAACGCCAGGGUUGUGGGUUCGAUUCCCAUGGGGGGCCAGUAUAAAAAAUGAUGUAUGCACUCACUAACUGUAAGUCGCUCUGGAUAAGAGCGUCUGCUAAAUGACUAAAAUGUAAUAUAAAUGUCUCUCAUAGCAAGUGCUCAGACUUCAAGAGUUACUGUGGCGCUGAUAGUUCAGAGCCUUAUGUACAGUAAAUGGGAUUCUUUUAAAAUGUGUGUUGUUGUAUUCAUGUUGCCUUUAAUUUAAAAGUUUGUCACAUAAAAAAAAAAGCGUCUUAUUGAUUCUUGCUUGAAACUUCUGGGGAGUUGAAAAUUGGUUAGUGCUAUCCGGGAUCUUUGGGAUGUCCCUAACCCUAACUUUAACCCUUACCUAAUCGGAAGCAUUGUAAAGUUAAACUUCAAUAAGGUAACGUCAGAGUUGGGACGUCCCAAGGAUGCAGGAUAGCAAGGACCGUUGAACAUGGUCAGAGGGUUAGCUAAAUUACUAAUAUGUGAAAACGUGUAAUGUAUUCAUUGAACCACCAGGGGGUAGUGAGCUAUUUUACUGUUCAGUAGCACUGAGUGAGUACUGGAUUACCCUCAGCCAAGCCGUCUCACAAAAUAGAAACCAAGUCAGACUUAUACAGUAGUGCAUUCCAAAUGUAUUUUCAUAUUGUACACAAAACACCUGAUAUAAAUGUAAGAACAACAAUUGUUAAAAGCACAACAAGAUAAUCGUAUAUAGCCAUUGAAACGUCAGUAAAAACCCACAUUCACACAUUCAGUCGUGCAUUAAGAGACAAAUAUAAGAAACAUGACAGAAAACAAACAUAACAAUACAGGGAAAUCACCUCAAUAAUAAAUAAAGUAAUAAUAAUUAUACUUUUUUUAAUCAAAUACUUUUUUGGGGCAGGGGAUAGUUAUAUUAGGGAGGGGACAACUUUUUUUUGUCAAUACUGUAUUGCAUCAUGCAACAACAUGGAAGAACUUCUGUAUUCAAAAUAUUAUCAGUGUAUGUCAUGUUUGGGAUGCAGUGAAUGUGUUUGUCCCAAAUGGAACCCUAUUCCCUAUGUAGUGCACUACUUUUGACCAAGGCCCAUAGGGCUUUGGUCAAAAGUAGUGCAUUACAUAGGGAAUAGGGUUCCAUUUGGGUUCAAAUGACAACAAUACAAACAGGAUAUCUGAUGUUAGAUAUUUGUGUGCCGGUAUUGGUGUAGCAUAGGCAUAUUAUUACCAACAUAGAUCUCAAUUUGUUAUUAAAAUAACCAUGAAAGACAUGGAAAUCAAUCAAAUCAGCUGAACAAGAGAAGUAAAAGAGCCCGUAGACUAAAACGUGCAGAUGAAAUCAGAUAAAAUCAGAGGUAUGAUGUUGAGUUGUGACAAGAGGCCAUAAGGCAACAAGAACCACAUUCCCCAUCCCACUGACAAACGUCUCCAUCUAACUCAGCGUUUCCCAAACUCGGUCCUAGGGGUGCACAUUUUGGUUUUUGCCCUAGCACUACUCAGCUGAUUCCAAUAAUCAAAGAAACCCUGAUCUAACUUGAAGGGACCAUCUACACCAUCACUAGUCUAUUCCAUAGCAUAAUGGAGAUGUGCUUAAUAACAUCCAGGCCUUGUAUUGUACAGUGGGGAAAAAAGUAUUUAGUCAGCCACCAAUUGUGCAAGUUCUCCCACUUAAAAAGAUGAGAGAGGCCUGUAAUUUUCAUCAUAGGUACACGUCAACUAUGACAGACAAAAUGAGAAAAAUAAAUCCAGAAAAUCACAUUGUAGGAUUUUUAAUGAAUUUAUUUGCAAAUUAUGGUGGAAAAUAAGUAUUUGGUCAAUAACAAAAGUUUCUCAAUACUUUGUUAUAUACCCUUUGUUGGCAAUGACACAGGUCAAACGUUUUCUGUAAGUCUUCACAAGGUUUUCACACACUGUUGCUGGUAUUUUGGCCCAUUCCUCCAUGCAGAUCUCCUCUAGAGCAGUGAUGUUUUGGGGCUGUCGCUGGGCAACACGGACUUUCAACUCCCUCCAAAGAUUUUCUAUGGGGUUGAGAUCUGGAGACUGGCUAGGCCACUCCAGGACCUUGAAAUGCUUCUUACGAAGCCACUCCUUCGUUGCCCGGGCGGUGUGUUUGGGAUCAUUGUCAUGCUGAAAGACCCAGCCACAUUUCAUCUUCAAUGCCCUUGCUGAUGGAAGGAGGUUUUCACUCAAAAUCUCACAAUACAUGGCCCCAUUCAUUCUUCCCUUUACACGGAUCAGUCGUCCUGGUCCCUUUGCAGAAAAACAGCCCCAAAGCAUGAUGUUUCCCCCCCCAUGCUUCACAGUAGGUAUGGUGUUAUUUGGAUGCAACUCAGCAUUCUUUGUCCUCCAAACACGACGAGUUGAGUUUUUACCAAAACGUUCUAUGUUGGUUUCAUCUGACCAUAUGACAUUCUCUCAAUCCUCUUCUGGAUCAUCCAAAUGCACUCUAGCAAACUUCAGACGGGCCUGGACAUGUACUGGCUUAAGCAGGGGGACACGUCUGGCACUGCAGGAUUUGAGUCCCUGGCGGCGUAGUGUGUUACUGAUGGUAGGCUUUGUUACUUUGGUCCCAGCUCUCUGCAGGUCAUUCACUAGGUCCCCCCGUGUGGUUCUGUGAUUUUUGCUCACCAUUCUUGUGAUCAUUUUGACCCCACGGGGUGAGAUCUUGCGUGGAGCCCCAGAUCGAGGGAGAUUAUCAGUGGUCUUGUAUGUCUUCCAUUUCCUAAUAAUUGCUCCCACAGUUGAUUUCUUCAAACCAAGCUGCUUACCUAUUAUCCCAGCCUGGUGCAGGUCUACAAUUUUGUUUCUGGUGUCCUUUGACAGCUCUUUGGUCUUGGCCAUAGUGGAGUUUGGAGUGUGACUGUUUGAGGUUGUGGACAGGUGUCUUUUAUACUGAUAACAAGUUCAAACAGGUGCCAUUAAUGCAGGUAACGAGUGGAGGACAGAGGAGCCUCUUAAAGAAGAAGUUACAGGUCUGUGAGAGCCAGAAAUCUUUGGAGGGAGUUGAAAGUCCGUGUUGCCCAGUGACAGCCCCAAAACAUCACUGCUCUAGAGGAGAUCUGCAUGGAGGAAUGGGCCAAAAUACCAGCAACAGUGUGUGAAAACCUUGUGAAGACUUACAGAAAACGUUUGACCUGUGUCAUUGCCAACAAAGGGUAUAUAACAAAGUAUUGAGAAACUUUUGUUAUUGACCAAAUACUUAUUUUCCACCAUAAUUUGCAAAUAAAUUCAUUAAAAAUCCUACAAUGUGAUUUUCUGGAUUUUUUUUCUCAUUUUGUCUGUCAUAGUUGACGUGUACCUAUGAUGAAAAUUACAGGCCUCUCUCAUCUUUUUAAGUGGGAGAACUUGCACAAUUGGUGGCUGACUAAAUACAUUUUUUCCCCACUGUAUAUGACUUGUAUUCAGCAUGUGUCAUCUCAAUGGUGUGUUAUGGUGUGUUGGUUUGAAUCACCCUUAUACACAUAGAAACAUACCGGUAGUGCAUCCUAUCCUGUGGCAAGUCAUCCCCAUUUAUACCUGGUGCUAACAUGUGUCCUUUGUCCUGAUCCUGUCCACAUUUGGAUUGUGCCCACAUUUUUAGACAGACGAUUAAAAUACGCAUUGUUAUCUGAUUGUGAUCAGAUCUUAUAAGUGUAAACAGUCAAGAUCAGGAAAAUAUCAGGAAGAGGGAAGCACGUUAGAACCAGGUAUAAACAGGGCUCUAGAGAGCCUAGACAUGCUGCAUGUUCGCUGAGUUCCAAAUCGACCCCUACCCUCUACCACCUCGGCACUACGGUAGAUCUGAAAGGUUUAGAUAGGAUCCAGAUCAAUAUGGUCAUUGCUUCCCCCUUGCUUUCUGAUAAGCUAGGUGGAGUUCCCUCCACAUUUCUGGACUAUCCAAUCCUCUCAGAUCUCCAGGAAUGCCUAGGUGGUAGGGGGCUAGAGGGAUGAUUUGAUCUGUGUCCUGAUUCUCCACACUUCUCCCAAAGUGUGCAUUUGCACACUCCCCAUCAUGGAUUUAAAAGCACUGGAUCGAUGUAAGCAUUGCCUUGAGGGAGUUUCCACUAUUGAUAUAUCCAUGACUGGAAGUCUGCAAGUGCACACUUUGGGAGAAGGGUGAAGAAUUGGGACUCAGCCUUGUGUCUCAGUAGAUGUGUGGCCUUACUCAUGACAUACGGAUCUUGGGAGCUCAUUGGUCAGUAUGUGCCAGCGCUCCACCCUCUGUCCCUUGUUCUUAAGGCAGUCCAUCCAAUGGCAGAGGGGGUCUCCCUGUGAGUGACAGCUCAGGCACACUCCACCUGUAAACAUGACAAACAGUGUCACCAUGGGAACCUUUCAGGAGUUCAAAGUCCCAAUGGAAUAUCUGCACAAAAGUUUGGCUUCUGUGGGCAGAGGGAUGUGUGAAGUCGGGAUUUGACUCUCUCGCCAUCUCUCUCGCUCUGUGUGUGUAUGCGUGCGUGCGUGCAAAGUGAAGUCUCACCUAUGAAGUCAUUGGAGCGUCCCAAGUCGUAGUCCCAGACAGUGACCUCCAGAGUCUUAUUGGACAGCUCUGACAUGGAGAUCUCAUAAAAGAACUCCUGUAGGGUGCGAGGGAACCACAGGAGAGCCCAUUCAGUAGGAGUAGGAGGAGGUUACCACUGGACACUGAUCUAUGGUCAGCUUUAGUGUUUCCCCUGUAAUAACUAAAGUUAGGAUUUGUGAAGGGCAAGCUGAUCCCAGAUCUGUGCCUAAGAGUAACUUCUACUCGUAGCUGUGACAUUACUUACAGAAGUACUGUAAAUCUAAAUGGGAAAAAACUAAACCACACACAAAAACAGGGCCCGUAUUCACAAAGCGUCUCAGAGUAGCAGUGCUAAAGCUAUGAACAGACGGAAUUUGAUCCUAGAUCAUCACUCCUACUCCAAUACCUAUACUCCAAGCAACUUUAUGAAUACUGAACCUGAUGUCCCUUGUUAUGCAAAACGCUUCCAAUGUUGAUACAACUACUCCUUGGUCGCAUGACAGGGAGAUGUAUGGGAGGUCAUUGAGAAAUAGGUGACGUCACGACCAUAGCUUUAGCAAUAAGUGAUCUGGAGACAUACAGUACAGUAUAUCCCAUCCAUUAACAACCAGAUAUGAGCGGGAGCACUAUCAUCAGACGGGCCUAUAACUCAGCCUUAUAUUGUCUCCACUUGCAGUUGAAUUUAGGCAGUUAUAGGUUUCAGACUAGCUACAACCCUGCAAUUAUAUCAAUGCCCCAUCAUAGUGUACAUUACUUCUGAGUGAAUAGAAAUAAAAGGCUUGGUGUUAUUACUUCUCAAUGCCCACGCUGUAGAAUGAGGGGGACAGAGAGGGAGGGAGGUAGGGAGGGAGGGAGGGAGGGAGGGAGAGAGGGAGGGAGGGAGGGAGGGAGGGAGGGAGGGAGGGAGGGAGGGGGGGAAAUAAAUAUAUAGAUGAGAGAGCCAACCAAAGGACCUUCCUGAUAUGCUUUCUGUAAGUCUUUGUCAACACAUUGAUGUGUCAGUUGUAAAAGUGUUCAGACGAUUGCAAAUUAUUAUCAAUUGUUAUAAUUCAAUUCAGAGGAAAGGGGAUGUAGUACUGAUAGAGAGAGAAUGAGGGAGAGAGAGAGAUUUGUCUAUGAAAAGGGAAGAGGGUAGAUGAGGUGAUGAAUACUGUAUACUAGAGGAGGGAGAGCGAGAGAGAGACAGAGAGAGGAUGACAGAUGAGGAGAGUGUGGGAUAUUGGACUGGACAUCUCAUUAGCAUUGACAUUAACAUUGACCCCCAGAAAGAGGAUUGUGCCAGUCUCCCCUGGAGACCCAGCAGGGAUAUACCUCAUUGAAUUCAGGGUUAAGGGUCUUUUUAAUCACAGCCGUUUUGUGUUUGGAUUUCUUCUGUGUGUCGGGCUUCAGAUAUCUGAAAGAGUGAGAGAUAGAGGGGUAGGGGAGAGAGAGGGAGGGAGGGAGGGAGGGAGGGGAGUGAGAGAGGGGAAAAAGAGGGUAGGAGGGACAGUAUCAUAGAUUGACGCACAAACACUCAAUCCCUCAAAUGCAUGCACACAGGUGUGUCUCUCAGGCCUUUGUGGUGACAUCCCACUGACUGCUGAUAAAAUGUUGAUAUGUUUCCUAAACAGUGGGUAGCACACAUACACACACACACAUAAAUACACAAACACACUCGCACACACAUCAAUACUCACUAACAUGUACUUGUACACACACACUGUCACUUGCAUAAAAAACACACACGCACAGUGAGAGACUUAGCUUUGAUCUGUGUGAGAGACAGAGUGUGGGUGACAGUGUGUGUGUGUGUGUGUGUGUGUGUUUCUGUGUGUGACAGAGUCUAUGCAUGUGUGUGUGACAGAGUGUGUGUGCGGGGGCGGGGCGAUAGUGAACUGAGCUCUCGUCUGUUCCUGUGCCAUUUUGCCUAGGGAGGAAUAAAUGCUUUGGAACAUUUUACUGAGAUGACACAAGGAAAACAUUUAAGAGGAACAUGAAUGCUACAUUUAAGAGAAACAUGCUCUAUUCCUUUCUCUUUAUCACACUGAUGCUCUCUUGCCACCCACACCAAGUGAUGGUCUUCUUGGGCCCCAUUCAAUUUCAGUCUCUUGGUGCUUCCAAAUCUGAUAGAACUGGAAAUUGUAGUUGGUCUAGAUUCAAGUAACAUGGUGAUGCUCCAGCUAGCCUUCCAACAGGACAAUAAAAGCUUCCACUGUAUUGAUUUCCCGACCAACCAAUGCCAAAAAGGAAGGAGUUAGGAGAAGGUGAAAGGAAUCCUAAUGGAACUAGGCCCAGGUCAUCUCUCCUACCCAUAUUCAUUCCUCUCUCUUCACUCUUUAACCUAUUCAAACUCUCCUCUCCUUUCAUCUGAAAACCCAGUACCUUCUUUCUCUGUCUCGUUCUCGCUUCCUCGCUCUUUCUCUCUCUCUUUGAUUUUCAAUGCUGCCAGCCACAUGGUUUGAACACUUUACUUCUGUCUGCAUUUGGGCUCAAUUAGGGCUGGUUCACCACCCAUCUUAUCCAAUUUUCUUGACAAUAAGACUUUGCUGCGUUUGAUAUAUUAUACUGUUAACUUGUCCUUUAUACCCUCCUCUCAAUCUCCAGCUUCCUUAAUUCCUGCUUGGCUUGAAUAAUAAUGCCUAAAGCUGAAGUAAAACUAACCCCCUCCUUCUAGUCAGACAUCGUUGAGAGCCAGAAUGAAGAUAUUAGGAUGGAAAGGAGAACGGAUAUUUAAGAAUAUAUAUUUUUUCUAAAGUCGAGGUCGGUUGUCAGUCAUCUCUAGUGUGCAGUGUUUAUUGUUUAGUGUUGACGUUUUGGCAGCGAGGCCUUUUUCAAGACUAUAGGGCUCUAUUCAAUCCGUAGUGCUGAAGAUCCACUUUAUAGCGUGAUUGACAGUUAAAGGCUAUGUUCCCACGUUCGCGGAGACUGCAUUCACAGUAAACGCUGCAUGUCGACUCAAUCGGAAAUUACCUUUACAUUUUUAUGAGGAUCUUCGGUGAUACGGAUUGAAUCCAGCCCUUAGUCUCACAACAACUUCCUGCAAUGACAUCUAACAGUCUAUUAUCUUCUCCGUGAUCCUUGGUUUUUCUGUAGUACGUUACAGGAGAUUCACUGCUAUUUCUUAUUUCUUUAAGAGUCUAUUGACGUACCCAUGCGUCAAUCUAAGUAACAUAAUAAAAAAAUCCCAACCAAAAUCUAUCAAUUUAAACUAGAGAUAUCAGGUUUUCAAUCCAUCACAUCUGCCUAUGUGAGCCUUCCGCAUCUGGUUUGUCAGACCAUGAGACAUCAAAAACGCCUGUAGUGUCCGAACUGUUUGGCCUAUAAACUAAAAUGAGUUAAGUCGUACAGAUAUAGCCGUAGCAGUAAUGCCUUUCCUUCAUGAUGUAACAACUCAUGUCUGAUUUGUAUAGUUUUUGACGUGGACACACACAAACACAAAGACAGACACACGCUUACGUUUUGACGUAGGGGUCUGAGAAGCCGUUGACGUCCAUGGCGGCCAGGUGA
Molecule: messenger RNA, 21586 nt
Organism: Coregonus sp. 'balchen'
Lineage: Eukaryota; Metazoa; Chordata; Actinopteri; Salmoniformes; Salmonidae
Source: the annotation of a GenBank genome assembly